Pogona vitticeps (central bearded dragon) is the source of this 1682-nucleotide messenger RNA. NCBI's taxonomy places the organism in Eukaryota, Metazoa, Chordata, Lepidosauria, Squamata, Agamidae. The record is from RefSeq and is a predicted model, not a curated record.
CUGAGAGAACGACGCGGGGCGGUGGGAUGGAAACCAUCGAGACCGGAAGUGAGGAGCGACGCGCCCGGCCAGAGAGCCGGAAGACGAGGCCUGGCCUUCCGGUGUGUGGGCGGUGCCCGGUGCGAGAAGCCCCUCCCCCUCGACUGCCGGGUUGGCCUGAAGCCAAGAGGAGGCAAGAGGUGGAAGAGAGAGAGAGAAAGCCCGGCGCGGGCGGGGAAGGAGCCGGAGACGCCGCUCGAGCCCGCGUGAGGAUCUCAGACGCGACUAAUCUAUGAAAUGGCAAAGAAUGGAACAGAUUGUGACCAGAGGCGCUGCGGAAUGAACAAAGGACAGCAUAAUGGAAGUUUUACAGAACCCUUCUCCACCCACGAACAGAAGCGGAAAGAGCGAGAAGAGCGCCAGAAUAUCGUGCUCUGGAGGAAGCCUCUUGUUACCUUGCAGUAUUUUUUCCUGGAAGCAUUAAUAGACUUGAAAGAAUGGACCAUCAAAUUGUGGCAUCGCCGAAGUGCCGUGGUGUCUCUCCUCCUGCUGCUUGCAAUGCUUACGUCUGUGUAUUAUGUCGAGGGAGCACAUCAACAGUAUGUCCUGUAUAUGGAGCGGAAAUUCUUAUGGUGUGCCUACUGGGUAGGUUUGGGCGUCCUUUCCUCGGUUGGUCUUGGAACCGGUCUUCAUACAUUUCUGCUGUACUUGGGCCCACACAUAGCUUCGGUGACGCUCGCUGCUUAUGAAUGUAACUCGGUGGAUUUCCCCGAACCCCCCUAUCCUGACCAAAUUAUCUGCCCCGAGGAAGAGGGAGUCGAAGGAUCAAUUUCUCUGUGGACCAUCAUUUCCAAAGUCAGACUGGAGGCUUGCAUGUGGGGUGCGGGAACAGCCAUCGGAGAGCUGCCUCCAUACUUCAUGGCGAGAGCCGCCCGUCUCUCCGGAGCAGAACCCGAUGAUGAAGAGUACCAAGAAUUUGAAGAGAUGUUGGAACAGGCAGAGGCAGCUCAAGUAAGGGACUUUGCUUCCCGGGCAAAGCUUGCAAUCCAGAACCUCGUGCAAAAAGUCGGGUUUUUUGGGAUCCUGGCAUGUGCUUCAAUUCCAAACCCACUCUUCGACCUGGCAGGAAUAACAUGUGGACAUUUCCUAGUCCCGUUUUGGACUUUUUUUGGCGCCACCCUGAUCGGAAAAGCAAUAAUCAAGAUGCACAUCCAGAAACUUUUUGUGAUUAUUACGUUCAGCAAACACAUCGUGGAGCAGAUGGUGUCGUUAAUUGGCGCUGUCCCAGGUGUGGGUCCGUCCCUUCAGAAGCCCUUCCAAGAAUACCUGGAAGCUCAGCGGAUGAAGCUCCACCAUCGAGCGGACGGAGCGCCCCAGGCUGAAAACUGGCUCUCCUGGAUGUUUGAAAAGUUGGUUAUUGUCAUGGUGUGCUAUUUCAUCUUGUCCAUUAUUAACUCCAUGGCUCAAAGUUAUGCCAAGCGUCUCCAGCAGCAGAUGCAGUACUCGGAGGAGAAAACCAAAUGAGGAGGAAAGGGGGGGCAUACAGACCCCACAUUUAAUUGGGACAACCAGCCUUGCAUUAAAAGAAAUAAAACAGCACUCUCUGAAACAUGCAGGCGGGUGGGGACAGGACAGACAGUGGCGUUUGUUUUCCUUUGGAUUACCCUUUAUUAUGAUUAUUUUAAAAAGUAACUCUUCCAUUC